UUCCCAACGACUCAAAGACGCGUUUAUAAACCCAGAGAUCGUAGACACUUCCCUUAACUAAUAAUUCUCACGAGUGAAGUGAACAUCUAGACAGAGACAGUGAGGAAGAUUUAAGGUCUGUUAACAGAAAUGCGUUUUGCUCUGGCGCUCCUGUGCGCUCUGCUCAGUCUGUGCGCAGGAGAUGUCGGGGAUUUCUCGGAGUGUUCGAGCUUCUUCUACCGGACUCGGCCACCCACAGGCAUCGCGGGGACUCCGAUCUGUCAGCGCUACAAGAACCUCUACCACUUCGCCACACUGUACAGCCGGGAGCGCCGCACGCCCUGGUUCUCCGGGUACGUCUUCUCCUUGCCGCAGGGAAAGCGCCCCAGAGGGGAAUGGAAGUACGAACCACAGCUAGCCAAAUCCAAGGCUGACGGCAACAUGGUUCCGUUUCCAGUUCCACCUGCCAAAUUGGACCAGAAUGUGGUGGAGAGCCAGGCCGUCCAGAAGGAUUACACCAACUCCUCCUACACACGCGGCCACCUGAACCCAAACCAGCACCACAAUGACACCAUUGCGCGUCGUGCCACCUUCACCCUCACCAACGUGGUGCCGCAGAAGUUGAAAUCCAAUGACGGUCCCUGGGCCAAACUAGAGAAUAACGUCACCAAGAUCCUCAAGGAAUACUGCCUGGGUAAGGCAUACAUAGUGACUGGAGUGAUUCCAUAUGAAAAAGACCGCUGGCUGAAGGAUGAGGGCAGAGUGGCCAUUCCCGAGUAUAUGUGGUCAGCCUACUGCUGCCAGAACUACAACCAGAACCUUCCAGAUAGCCUGAAAGGUAGGUUCCCUACGUUUGGUGCCAUUGGUAGGAAUGAUCCAAACAGUACCCAGGAGAUUGUACCAGUGGACCAACACCAAAAGAAAGAAGAGCUAGGAUUUGAUGUUCGAUUAAUGGAGCUACCGGUUUUGGAGGGGUACUUGAAGAUGAGAUACAGGAUGUCUAUCAGUGUUUUCGAUCAGCAGUGCUCAUCGGCAUAGCCAGCAUUUCAAUCUUAGUAACUGUUCAUUUCAAACACCAGAUUUUUAUAAAUUAAAUUCUAAAUGAACUUAUUGUGAGCUGUAAGUGUAGCAGAUGAGUGCUAGGGCAUCUUAUUCUUCAAACUGUGACCGUUGUUUCUCUACAGUAGCUUUGAAUGAACCAAAUAACUAUACAUAACGAUUGUGUAGCAACUGAGCACCGUGUACACAAGUUACUGUUUUAUAAAAAUGAUAAAAUCAUCAGUAAAAAUAUUUUAGUAUUCUGCCCAUAUAACGUACAUAAUAUAAUUGUAUUGUAUCUAUAAUUGAAUAGAAUUUUAAGCACUGGAUUAAUUUGUGUAUUCAAUUGCAAAUUACACCGUCGAAGUAGGACUCCCCCAAUAAAUUAAAUAAUAAAAACGAGCGUAGUGUUAUAUUCUACCAACAGAUGUCAGCAUUUAUUAAGAAAAAUAUAUAGAGCGCAAGCUCAGUCUUCAUGACUGCCAAAGGAUCCUUCAGUAUGUCAAUGUUAAAACAGAUUACUAGCUAUUAAUUUGUUGUUAUUGUUUAAUUUUGUGUUUUGGAAGUGAAUAUACCAAUAUACCUCAAUUCUGUGCAGAUUUUGAGAAAAAUUCGCAGUACUUUAGUCAACGCUUAGUCUAAACAGUCGAGGACUAAGGUAAUGUCUUUUGGUAAAAUGUCGUUCACCACUACGUUGUUGUUGUUGUUGUUGUUGUUGUUGUUGUUGUUGUUGUUGUUGUUUUCUUUCAUCACCAACUGUACUGUAUACCUCAGGAUUAACUUUAAUAUUACAUUAGAUUAAUGUCUUUCCUUUUUUUGUGCCUUCAUGCAUGAAUGUUUGUAUUGUAAUUAAUAUUUGUUUAAAUCACCUGAAUCUGAGAAUCUGAAUUAAAAAUCCAGGUGAAGGUUCAAGAACUUCAACUGAUGGAUAUAACAAACAA
Messenger RNA from Tachysurus fulvidraco (yellow catfish), 1958 nucleotides. Its product is annotated as endonuclease domain-containing 1 protein-like. The record is from RefSeq and is a predicted model, not a curated record. Bases 130 to 1017 code for a protein of 295 amino acids. NCBI's taxonomy places the organism in Eukaryota, Metazoa, Chordata, Actinopteri, Siluriformes, Bagridae. Gene Ontology annotation, molecular function: nucleic acid binding; metal ion binding; hydrolase activity. The transcript has 2 exons.